CAAUUGAAGCAUUUCGAUGGUGAACUUUAGACUUGAGUUUUCAUUGAAAAAACCUGUUUUUCUUGCGCGGGGCGUAGCUGCAAAAGUAGACCAAUGAAACUCCCGUUUAGGAUCCCGCCUCCCCCAAACGUGUUUUUUAUUUCUGCAUUCGUUUUCAACAGAGAGAGAGAAAGGGCAUCCUGUGGCCAUUUGUUUAACGCGGAGUCGAACGAACGACGGUGCGCAAAGCAGACCGAAUGGCCACUGAGAAUGACUGCGCUGUCCUGCAAGCCAUCUUCAACCCCAACACACCUUUUGGGGACAUACCUGGCCUGGAUUACCCGCACGAAGUGAAAAAUAACGAAGACUCUGGCCUUGACCCAGCCCUGCUUGCGGAGGCCAAGGCGCUGGAGAUGCAGGGUGUGGCUUGUGCGGAGGACGCAGACCUGGACCGAGCGGUCCACCUCUUCGACAGGGCCAUUGAGCUGCUGCCCCAGAGACCCUCGGCCUACAACAACCGAGCGCAGGCCCUGCGCCUGCAGGGAGACACUGAAGGAGCACUGGCGGACCUGGACAGGGCCAUCUCUCUGGGCACCGGAACGGGCCACUCAGCGUGUCAGGCCCUGGUGCAGCGAGGCCUCAUCCGCAGGCUGCAGGACCGCAAUGACGAGGCCGUCCAAGACUUCCAGCUCGCCUCGGCGCUUGGCAGCGCCUUUGCACGGCAGCAGCUGGUGCAGCUCAACCCUUACGCCGCACUCUGCAACCGCAUGCUGGCGCAGGUCAUCGGCCAGAUGAGGAACCCCGAGCCAAACCUGGAUGCGCCCAUCGACCAUUAAAAAAAAUCGUAAUAAGCGAAGCAACCAGCCACCAAUAAUAGCUCCUCACAUGGGAUUGGAGGACUCCCUACCCUGACCAUGUGAAGUAUGUUGAUCAUUAUUAGGAUUUACAAUCCUUGAAAAUUCCAAACUGAAUGUGCAGAAGUUCUCGUUUACAUACCAAAUUUGUUCAGUUUGAAGCUAGUUUAAUUCCAAAGCGAUGUAGUAAUGUGAUCCCAACUUGGAAAGAGAUUGACAGUUAAAUUAAUGCUCGCAAUGUUUCACUUCCACUUCUUGAAGGGUUAAUUUAAACAGAGGUAAUCGAUCUAAAUGUUAGACAGCUACAUUUAACUAUUUUUAGGUGGGGUUGAUUUCUUUUUUUAUUUUAAAUUAACCCAGAAUUAAUACAUUGUUGAAACAUUGGUCGAGAUUGCAUUUUUCACGCACUGAAACACCUAAAAUAGCCAUUGCUUCUUAGGCAAAUUAGUGCUGUAUGUAUUAACAUGGCAAAGUGAAGUCUAUUUGUGUCCCCAUCUUGGGUAACACCUAACCCAUUCGAUGUGUUAUGCCACACGUUGUAUUGGGAAAUUAAAGUUGCGUAGCAGAUUAAAAAACAACCGAAUGAAAGUUUCAAAUUUAGUCCAAUUGUCAGCUAUCGCACCGCGAGUGUCUUCCAUGGCAGGCACCGUAUAAACUCAAUACUGUGCUUUUACAAUACAGGGACUCCUACUUUCGAACAAGAUAGCUUCCAGAGGUCUGUUCGCAAGUCGAUUUUUCGUCAGUCCAACUUUACGCCUGUCGACUCCAAAUAUAUUGUACAGCGUGUACACUAAACACGUAGAUGUAGAUGCCACUGGUUCUUCAUGUUCUACAGAUGUAGAUGCCACCACCAUCUAUUGCGUGGCGGCUGAACAUACGACUCGGUCUGAACAGGCAACCGGACAUACAGACACGUUUGUUCGUAUCUCUGAACGUUCGUAAGUCGAAUGUUAAUAAGUCCCUGUAUUCGAAAAGCAGUUGGUGAAUCGAGCACAACUUUUAAGUUGCCUAUUUAUUGCUUUCCCAUGGGUUUCCACUAUUCAAAAAACGUUAAAUUAUCGUGGACCUUGUUAUUCAAUGUACUAUUUCAAAACAUCUCCAGGUGCCUCUGUUGAUGUGUAAGCUUUGACUUGAACAUAGCUAUUUCUGUGACCAGUCACAAGCUAAUCCCUCAGCUAUUUCAAUGCUAAAUUCUCCUGUUUUAUAUGUAAACUCCUUUGUCAAGGCGCUUCACUUCUCUCACCCAGCUUAAAAGACGCUGCGAAUCUUAGCAGCGUUCAUUCAAGCUCUGUCGUCCCGACAGUUUUGUACCUUAACCUGAAGAAGGCUACUUGUGUUGUGGCCGAAACGUCGUGAGAAUUUUCUUGUCUUAUGUUAUUAUUUUAUUAUCAUUCUACGUGACUUUACCGAAAGAACCAAAGAAGAUGAAUCCUUGCAGUCACGAAAGUUUUAAAUCGAAAUCUCCAGUAGGUGGCGCAUUUUGUAUUGGCUGUAAGGGGUCGGUGACCUGCGUGCUCCGGAGCCACGAGGCUCUUUGAAGGACUGCGUUUGUGACGAAUUCGAUUUUUUUCUCUUCUCGUUAUUUUGUUUGCCGACCCCUGGGCUGCACGAAUACCCGAGUGGGCCAAAGGUGAUCACUUGUAAGAUAACUCUGUGACCCAGUUGAACUUGAAGCUAAAAUCUGAAACAAUAAAGGUGGCACAUUACUUCA
This is a messenger RNA of Petromyzon marinus (sea lamprey), 2544 nucleotides long. RefSeq names its product tetratricopeptide repeat domain 36 (gene TTC36). Gene Ontology annotation, molecular function: protein binding. Lineage: Eukaryota; Metazoa; Chordata; Hyperoartia; Petromyzontiformes; Petromyzontidae. The record is from RefSeq and is a predicted model, not a curated record.